Molecule: messenger RNA, 4435 nt
Organism: Monodelphis domestica (gray short-tailed opossum)
Lineage: Eukaryota; Metazoa; Chordata; Mammalia; Didelphimorphia; Didelphidae
Gene: FMO5
Product: flavin containing dimethylaniline monoxygenase 5
Molecular function (GO): NADP binding; flavin adenine dinucleotide binding; N,N-dimethylaniline monooxygenase activity
Source: RefSeq, a predicted model, not a curated record
AUAAUAACCUUUGAGUAAGUGCUAUUUCUCUGGAGUAAUAAUCAGAUGAUGUUGGGUAAAGAUUAUUUGGAGUCAAAGGGUAGUCAGGGCUGUUUCCUAAAAUCCCCUGCUUUGGCCAACUGAAUCCAGAAAGGCACAGAGGAACUGCAGAGCAGGGUGGAACCCUUCCCCAGUGACUCUCUCCAGAGAAAAUGUCGAAGAAGAGAAUUGCCGUGAUUGGAGCAGGUGUGAGUGGGCUCAGCUCUAUCAAAUGUUGCCUGGAAGAAGGCCUUGAACCAAUCUGCUUUGAAAGGACCGAUGACAUCGGAGGACUCUGGAGGUUUCAGGAGAAUCCAGAAGAAGGAAGGGCCAGCAUUUACAAAUCUGUGAUCAUUAAUACCUCCAAAGAAAUGAUGUGUUUCAGUGACUAUCCCAUCCCUGAUGAUUUUCCCAACUUUAUGCACAAUUCUCAAAUCAUGGAGUACUUCAGGAUGUAUGCCAAGGAAUUUGACCUCAUAAAGUAUAUUCGUUUCAAGACUAUGGUAUGCAGUGUGAAGAAGCGACCUGAUUUUGCCACUUCAGGCCAGUGGGACAUAGUCACCGAAUCUAAUGGCAAACAAGAAGUGAAUGUCUUUGAUGGAGUCAUGGUAUGCACUGGUCAUCAUACCAAUGCUCACAUGCCUCUUGAGUGCUUCCCAGGGAUAGAGAAGUUCAGAGGUCAAUACUUUCACAGCCGGGACUAUAAGGACCCACAGGGAUUUGCUGGAAAACGUGUCAUUGUGAUUGGCAUUGGGAAUUCUGGAGGAGAUCUUGCUGUGGAGAUCAGCCACACAGCCAAACAGGUCUUCCUCAGCACUAGGAGAGGUGCAUGGGUACUGAAUCGUGUAGGGAAUAAUGGAUAUCCUUUUGAUAUUGUCUUCUAUUCUCGGCUUAAAAACCAUAUCUCAAAGUUCUUAAGCAUAUCUAUUCUGAGUUCACUUCUGGAAAAACAGAUGAAUGCAAGGUUUGACCAUGAAAUGUAUGGCCUGAAGCCCAAGCACAGAGCUCUGAGUCAGCACCCAACAGUCAACGAUGACCUACCCAACAGAAUUAUUUCUGGCCGAGUGCGAGUCAAGGGAAAUGUAAAGGAAUUCACAGAGACAGCCGCCAUCUUUGAAGAUGGCACAAGAGAAGAUAACAUUGAUGCUGUUGUCUUUGCUACGGGCUAUAGCUUUGACUUCCCCUUCCUUGAAGAUUCUGUCAGAGUGGUAAAGAACAAGGUUUCCCUGUAUAGGAAGGUAUUUCCUCCUAACUUGGAGAAACCAACACUUGCUAUUAUUGGCUUAAUCCAGCCUCUUGGAGCCAUCAUGCCUAUUUCAGAACUCCAGGGCCGCUGGGCCACACAAGUUUUUAAGGGACUAAAGACCUUGCCUUCACAAAGUGAAAUGAUGGAAGAAAUCACUGCAACAAAAGAAGCAAUGGCCAAAAGAUACGUGGAUAGCCCACGCCAUACCAUCCAGACAGACUUUGUCGAAUACAUGGAGGAGCUCGCUGAGCUGGUGGGGGCGAGGCCCAACCUGCUCAAGCUGGCCUUCACUGAUCCCAAACUGGCAUAUCAUAUGUUCAUUGGACCUUGUACCCCGCUGCAGUAUCGCGUGCAGGGCCCCGGGAAGUGGGAUGGCGCCCGAAAGGCCAUCCUCACGGUGAACGACCGUAUCCAGAAACCAAUGAAGACAAGGGUGAUUGGGGAAAAUAAGCACAGCUCCUCCAUGAUGAUGAUUGGCAAAUGUAUGCUGGCCGUAGUCUUCAUUUCCAUUGUAUUGGCUUAUUUUUAGCUUUUGCUACAGUUUUAAUGGGGGGACUGGAUCCAAAGGUGCCUUCUCAUUGCCAAGAAAGAAAAUUGUGAAAUUUUUCUCCACUCUUCAACUCUGGGUUUCUCUUUCCAAUUAUUCCCAAUUUUCAUUGGUUCGGUUCUUUUUAUUCUUUUCGCUCACCAGAUUCUGUAUUUGACCCAAAGCUCUGGAGCAGGACCACUUUCUCUAGACAGAACUGGGGGGCGUGGGUAGUUGAUGGAGCUCAAGUAAAGGGACGUGUCCAUGGAGAGACAGCCAAUAAUUGUCCCAUGGAGCAGAUGUGACCAUGAAAGGGAAGGAGCUGUGAUCUGUCUCGGCGAAUUCGUUGAGAUAGCAGUUUCAUCCGGAAGUGCUGACAUCCCUGAGAUUUUGCCACAAACUUUUCACUGAUCACGAUUAGACCUUUUUCUCCUUAAUGAUAGACUAGGACAAACUAGCUCAGGCGAAUAGCUAUAUAUCUAUUUUUUGCAUUAUACAUAUUAAUAAUAUAAAAAUAAAUAAAAUAGGUUGUAUGUAAUCAGGAUAAAAAUGAAAGCCAUUCUGUGAUUAGAAUUAGCCAGGGCAGAGGAAAAUUUAAGGCUUUUCUUUACUUCUCCUCUAUUCUGACCCAGUUGUCCCCUGUGGUCUCACCAAUAGAGGAGUGAGGUAUAAAUGUGCCAGAUUUGUACCAGCCCUGCCAUCAUCAUUAGGCACAAAUUCUCAUUGGUGAGCUGGUUUCUCUCUCCCUCCCUUAGGAGAUAACUGAUCUUUUAAAGAUACAUGGGCCUGAGGGCAACUAGGUGACACAGUGAAUAGAGAGCCAGACCUGGAGUCCAGAGAACUUGGGUUCAAAUCUGGCCUCAGAUACGCCUUAGCUGUGUGACCCUGGGCAAGUCACUUGACCCCGAUUGCUUAGCCCUUGCCUUUCUUAGAGUUGUUACCAAGAGAGAAAAUAAGGGUUAAAAAAAAUACAUGGUCCUCCUUUGAGAAAGGAGUUCCUUCUACAUCCCAUCAUGAGGCAAUUUUUGUUUGCAACAACUCUUGUGCAAUGUUAUAUAAUAUCUGGGCUCAGUGCCCAACACUGGACUGGUUAAAUAAACCACACUCUUUGCUGGUGCCGAAGAGGUGAUUACUGAACAUCAGAGGUACAACUUCCUCCUAAUCAGAGCUGACCUGACAUUUAAAGAUGCUGCCUCUUCCACAGUCCUUCUAAAGUCUUUUAUAGGAUUUCUCAGUUACCUCCCUUGUGUAAUCUUCAAGGAAGCCUUUUUAUGGAAUUAGGAGACGAACUGCACCUGCUCUGUUUCUUCUCCAUUUAAGGAGCUCUCUUUUAGUAAGUAAAUUAGCCUGAUUAGCAUGUGCUAAUAACCCAAGGGAGAUAACACCAUUCCUGCUUUGACCACCACCCAGAAUUUUCUAAGGAUUUCCUCCAAAGGAGAAAUACUUCAACGUGUGAACAUUGAUCUGGGGAACUCUGAAGGUCCCCAAACCCAUUUAGGGCAUCUUCCUGAUCAAAAUGAUUUUUCUAAUAAACUAAGACUUUUUAAUGUCAAAGAUGGUAAAUAGUGACAUAUAGACACACAUAUACAUACAUACACAUGUAUGUAUAUAAAAUCUUGCAGUUUAUUGUUAGAAAUUUACUAUAUUAGAAAUUAGAAAUAUGCAAUAAAUGUACAUGUACAUAUAUCUGUAUAUACAAUAUAUAGAGAUGUAUGUAUCUCCCACAUAAACAGAAGUGCAUUAUGUUUCCAUGAUCCUUUUGGGGAAACUGGUUUCCCAAUAGUAUGUAUAAAUGGAGAUUUUGAGCCUUUGGACUUCAUCCCCCAGAAAUCCCUUGGUAUUUCCCAAAAUUACCUUUUCCUGCGUCCCUGCAUUUUUUUAUGAUUGUGUUUAAGUGGCUGUAACUCCUUCCUCUUUGCUCUUUUUGGACCUGCAACCAGGGUGAAUUCAGGCAGUUCUUUUGCCCUAGUUAUUAUUAAUAAAAAUUUUUAAAUAUAAUACUUAGUUAUUACAUAUUAAUUUUAAAAUUCACAGAAUCCACAAUAUUUUAAAGUGUAAAUAGAUCCCAAGACCAAAAGGUUUGAGAAUGACUUCCUUAAAGGAAGGGCAGAUUCUUCUAGUACAGCGUUGGUGAACGUUUUCGAGUUCAUGUGCCCAAACUGCAACUUGAAGCUGCCUGUGAGCCUGCCACAUUACCCCACAAAGCAGAAGUGGCAGCUGGACAGAGAGGCCAGGCAUGCCAAAAAAAUGUCCUUGAGUGCUGGGAAGAGGGGGAACAUGCUGAUACUUUGCCAACACUGUUAUAGGGCUAUAAACUCAUUCUGUUCUGAGAAAAGGGGACCACACACUUCCUAGAAUUCACCCAACCCAAGGUAUAAAUAAAAAUUAUGUAACAAGUACUUAUAAUGUCAACAAAGAUAUUUUAAUCAUAGAUGAAACUUUCACACUUUUGUAAUGGCAAGACUAAUGCAUAUUAAUAUGAUCUGUUCAUCAGAUCAAUAUGGCUUAAAUUAGUCAUCUAAAGGGCUUUUCUAUCUACCUAAUUAUAUCAUGUUUGAUUAGACUUGAAAUGUGAGUACAUGUAUUGAUUUUGUUUUGGAACUGACUAUAAUUUCCUUUGUGAAUAAAAUAUACCAGAUAUUUGA